Molecule: messenger RNA, 791 nt
Organism: Etheostoma spectabile (orangethroat darter)
Lineage: Eukaryota; Metazoa; Chordata; Actinopteri; Perciformes; Percidae
Gene: chchd10
Product: coiled-coil-helix-coiled-coil-helix domain containing 10
Exons: 4
Coding region: 186-608 (140 amino acids)
Biological process (GO): mitochondrion organization
Cellular component (GO): nucleus; mitochondrion
Source: RefSeq, a predicted model, not a curated record
AUGCUCAAUCUCGAAACAUCUCGCGACAUUUGCAGGUAGCCGCCGGCAACGGGCAAAAUAACAAGGUCAGAGACCAGUGACACGUGCGUGAACACCAGCUGACCAAAGGUGUGCAGACUGUUAGGCAAUCACUUUCUAGAAGCAAGGAGAAAGCUCCCGUUCUUUAGUUCUUUGUCGUCUCAGAGAUGGCCAGAGGAAGCCGCAGCCGUUCCUCAGCUCCAGCCAGCCCAACUCAAACCCAUGCUCCGGCCCCCGCCCAUCCACCUCCUGCUGCCUUGGCCCCGGCUCCAGCUCAGUCCCAGGGUCCUGGGCUCAUGGCCCAGAUGGCUACCACAGCUGCUGGGGUGGCAGUAGGCUCGGCUGUGGGCCAUGUCGUUGGCAGCGCCCUCACAGGAGCAUUUAGUGGCAGCAGCAGCAGUUCAGAGCCAGCCAAGCCGUCGUACCAGGAGCCCCCCCGGCCUGCUCCAGCCCAGACAGGCCCCUGUCACUUUGAGGUCAAACAGUUCCUGGACUGUGCCACCAACCAGACUGACCUGAGUUUAUGUGAGGGCUUCAAUGAGGCGCUCAAACAGUGCAAGUACUCCCACGGUGUGACAUCACUGGUGUGAAGAAUCGGCGUCAGCUGUCACAACGGACAUAUUUCACUAAUGAAACAUACUGUAGACCAUGACCGUGUACCUGUACCUCUGGCAGUGAGACACCUGAUUGGUUUUGUUGAUUAAUGUAUGGAAUGUUUUUGGGUUGUACAGUGAUAAACCUUGAAUAAAUAGCUGCUAUCUACUUGUACUUUC